Sceloporus undulatus (fence lizard) is the source of this 2523-nucleotide messenger RNA. It is a transcript of the gene RPN1, whose product is annotated as ribophorin I. Lineage: Eukaryota; Metazoa; Chordata; Lepidosauria; Squamata; Phrynosomatidae. Gene Ontology annotation, cellular component: oligosaccharyltransferase complex; membrane. The coding region runs from base 58 to 1860 and encodes 600 amino acids. The transcript is spliced from 10 exons. The record is from RefSeq and is a predicted model, not a curated record.
CGGCGCUGCGCAUGCGCAUGCGCGGGUGCAUCCGGUUCGGUCUCAGCGUGGCUGGCCAUGGCGACCCAUGGCCGGGGCUGCUUUCUCCUGCUGCUGUGCCUCGGCGGCGCCCUCUCCGCCCCGGAGCUCCUCAACGAGGACGUCAAGCGCACCGUGGACCUGGGGACGCACCUGGCCAAAGUCACCACCGAGCUGAGCCUGGCCAACCCCGCCGCGGGGGGCUCCGGGGCCGCCUCCUCCUUCCUCCUGGCCCUGGACCCCGGCCUCGAGGGCCACUUGGCCUACCUGGCCGUGCAGGUGAAGGGUGAGGAAGAGGAAGAGAAUGCUUUGGAAGUGAAGGAUGCAAAGGGAAAGGGGAUAAGUGGCAGAUUCUUCACUGUAAAAUUGCCAUCUCCUUUGGCUCCAGGUGCAAAGAUUCGCUUAUCUAUUGAAACAGUUUUUACCCAUGUCCUACAGCCAUACCCAACGCAUAUCACCCAGGCUGAGAAGCAGUUUGUUGUUUUUGAGGGUAAUCAUUACUUUUACUCUCCAUAUCCAACCAAGACCCAAACAACCCGAGUAAAACUAGCCUCGAGAAAUGUGGAAAGCUACACCAAACUAGGCAAUCCCAGCCGGUCAGAGGACAUGAUUGAAUAUGGACCUUUCAAGGAUAUCCCACCAUACAGUGAGGAUCUACUUAAAGUGCACUAUGAAAAUAAUAGUCCAUUCCUGACUAUUACUAGCAUGACACGUGUCAUUGAAGUUUCUCACUGGGGUAAUAUUGCAGUAGAAGAAACUAUUGACUUGAAGCAUACAGGAGCUGUGCUCAGAGGGCCUUUCUCCAGAUAUGACUAUCAAAGACAGCCAGAUAGUGGAAUAUCCUCUGUGAAAUCUUUUAAGACUAUCCUACCUGCUGCUGCGCAAGAUGUGUACUACAGAGAUGAAAUUGGCAACAUAUCCACCAGUCACCUUCUCAUCUUAGAUGACUCUGUGGAAAUGGAGAUUCGCCCCCGUUUCCCCCUUUUUGGUGGUUGGAAGACACACUAUAUUAUUGGUUAUAACCUGCCUAGCUAUGAAUAUCUUUUUAAUCUUGGCGAUCAGUAUGCCUUGAAGAUGAGAUUUGUUGAUCAUGUGUUCGACGAACAAGUUACAGACUCACUAACAGUAAAGAUAAUCCUUCCAGAAGGUGCCAAGAAUAUCCAUGUCGACAGUCCAUAUGAAAUCACUCGGGCUGCUGAUGAGCUUCACUAUACUUACUUGGACACAUUUGGUCGUCCAGUAAUUGUGGCACACAAGAACAACCUUGUUGAGCAGCACAUCCAAGAUAUUGUGGUCCAUUAUUCCUUUAACAAGGUCCUGAUGUUGCAAGAACCUCUGCUGGUUGUCGGAGCAUUCUACAUCCUAUUUUUUACUGUAAUUCUCUAUGUGAGGCUGGACUUCUCUAUCACUAAGGAUCCAGCAGCUGAAGCUAGGAUGAAAGUUGCCUGCAUUACAGAGCAGGUUCUCACUGGAGUAAAUAAGAGACUAUGUCUGUACCGUCUUUUUGAUGAAGCUGUGAAUAAGUACAAGCAGACACGGGAUAUUUCCACUCUAAACAGUGGCAAAAAGUCUCUGGAGUCUGAACAUAAGGCCUUAACCAAUGAAAUAGCCUCAUUGCAAUCUAAGCUGAAGACAGAAGGGUCUGAUCUGUGUGACAAAGUGAGUGAAAUUCAGAAACUUGAUAGUCAAGUCAAGGAGCUGGUUUUAAAAUCUUCUGUGGAGGCGGAACGGUUGGUUGUCGGCAAGCUUAAGAAGGAUACAUACAUAGAGAAUGAGAAGAUCCAUUCUCAGAAGCGUCAGGAGCUGAUCGGCAAAAUUGACAACAUACUUGAUGCCCUAUAAGCAAAAAGUCAAAAGGUGGAUGGAAAAGGGGGAAAGGUGUUUGAAUGGACAUCAUGAGGCACACUAAAUUGGGAGUUGGGGUGGGGAAAUGCGUUUGGCUUAGAGAAUUGGAACAAGAAAGAAUUUAUUUGAAGCUGCCUUCAAAAUUUAGCAUUAAUUAUUUAAGGGCCUGUUUGCUCUCUGACACCUGCAGUUUGGAAAAAGUGUGUUAUACUGUGCUCUGGAUUUACUAUAACAGUGGCCCUUGCAUGAAGGUUGAAGGGUUAAUAACCUGACUUCAAAAUAUUUUGAAAAGUGUCAGAAUGUUUCAGAAUAAAUAUCUGGUUAUGUUCAAAGGUACAUUGGUAAUUGCUUCUUGUUGCCCACCACCUUUGAAUUUAUACUUACAUAUUUUGGAGAUGGUGAGUGAAUAAGUAACUUGAACAAAGGAUUUUUUUUUACUAUUUGUCACACAGAUUGAGUUUCUUAUACCUGAAUUUUCUGAGCCUGUUGAAAUUACAGCUACAGGUAGAAUCCAGUGCAAGUGAACAGAGAGAGAGAGAGAGAGAGAUUCAUUUGCUUAUAAGCCUGUGCUUUUCUUCAGAUUUUUUUUUAUUUGGGGAAGUAAAACCCCAAAAAACUUUGUCGGAAAGCUCAAACUGAAAUAAAGGCUUAUGGAUAUUC